Messenger RNA from Magnolia sinica, 2459 nucleotides. Its product is annotated as pentatricopeptide repeat-containing protein At3g62890-like. Lineage: Eukaryota; Viridiplantae; Streptophyta; Magnoliopsida; Magnoliales; Magnoliaceae. Gene Ontology annotation, biological process: RNA modification. The record is from RefSeq and is a predicted model, not a curated record. The transcript is spliced from 2 exons. Gene Ontology annotation, molecular function: zinc ion binding; RNA binding; protein binding. Bases 201 to 2426 code for a protein of 741 amino acids.
GCCGGACGGAAAUAUAGACGAUUCCGGCACACGGGUGUUACACUGGCCGGACGAUGGAACCGGAGAGAGAGAGAGAGAGAGAGAGAGAGAGAGAGAUAUGGGAGGAGCUGCUGUAGAGAGAUGUGCGUCUCCCUUUCCAUGAAAUUCGAAUUUUUCGACGGUUAGCCUGUAAAGUGAAACCCACCCCUUCCCACCUUUGAAUGCUCUCCCAUUCCAAAGCCAAACUCCUUCAAUACCUCACCUUUGCAUCUUUUAAACAAUGCACCCAAAUCCAUGCACAGAUGAUCAUAACUGGGAGGGCUCGCCGCCCACCCGCAAUCUCUCAUCUAUUGAGAUCGCUCGUGGAUCUCGACACCUGCAAUCUCCCCUACGCCCUCGCCAUCUUUCGUCAGAUUCCGGGCCCCACCACAUUCUUAUGGAAUACCAUCAUCAGGGCCUGUUCAAGACACGGCGCCCCGCAAGAAUCCAUCUCUUUUUAUCUCGAAAUGUGCCGCAACAGCGUGGUUCCAGAUAACUACACCUUCCAGUUCUUGUUCAAGGCCUGUGCUCUGUGUUUUUCGUUCAGAGCAGGGCAGGCGAUCCACGGUAAUCAUAUUAAGGUAUUUGAUGCAUCUGAUGUUUUCGUGGGGAAUUCUCUGAUUCAUAUGUACUCGGAGUUUGGAUGGGUUGAUGUCGCCCGACGAGUUUUUGAUGAAAUGGGUCAGAAGAAUGUGGUGUCGUGGACGGUGAUGGUUGGUGGUUAUGUGAAAAUUGGAGACAUGGGGAAGGCUCUGAGGGUGUUUGAUGAAAUGCCUGAGAGAAACGUGGUUUCUUGGACUAGCAUGAUUGCUGGUUAUGUUCAGAAUGAUCUCGCAGAAGAAGCUGUUGGGUUUUUUAAAAGGAUGGUGGUGGAUGGUGUUAAACCGGAUGCUGUUGCGAUGGUUUCAGUGCUCUCCGCUUGCACGCAAUUAGGGGAUUUGGAUUUGGGCAAAUGGGUUCAUCAGUUUGUUGAUAGAGAGAAGAUCAGCAUUACUCAAAAUUUGGGUGUUGCUUUGAUUGAUAUGUACACAAAGUGUGGAGAUGUAAAUGCUGCGCGCCAGGUUUUCGAUAGAAGGGUUUGGAAGAUUGUAGCUGCUUGGAAUGCCAUGAUCAAUGGUUACUGUAAAUUAGGUGAUUUUGAAAAUGCUCGUUUGCUUUUUGAUCAAAUGGGCCAGCGUGAUCUCAUCACAUUCAAUUCGAUGAUCACAGGCUACAUCCAAAGCAGUAGCUUCAUGGAGGCCUUAUUAUUGUUCUCAGAGUUGCGGGCUUCGGAUUUGAAGCCCGAUAAGUUCACGAUGGUGGGUCUGCUCACUGCUUGUGCGAACUUGGGUGUGCUCGAUCAGGGGAAGUGUUUGCAUACUUUAAUCGAGGAAAGUCCAAUUGAAUCAGAUGUUUUCCUUGGGACGGCACUUGUAGACAUGUAUGCAAAGUGUGGGAGGAUAGAUCAAGCCAUAUUGGUCUUUAAUAGAAUGCAUGAGAAGGAUGUGUUAGCUUGGACCGCAAUGAUUUCAGGCCUGGCAAUGCAUGGUGAUGGGAAAUCUGCUCUCACCCACUUUUCGCUGAUGCAAAAGGAAGGGAUUCAGCCUAAUAGAGUGACAUAUAUUGGUGUUCUAAAUGGCUGCAGCCAUUCGGGCCUCGUUCAAGAAGGUCGGCAGCAUUUCAGUGAGAUGACAUCUUUGUACAACAUAGAGCCUGAGGUUGAACACUAUGGAUGCAUGGUUGAUCUUCUCGGCCGUGCCGGUUACCUAGAGGAAGCAGAUGAGUUUGUUCAAAACAUGCCGAUGGAACCAAAUGCCGUUAUAUGGGGGUCGUUGUUAGGUGCUAGUAGAGUUUAUAACAAUGUCACUUUUGCUGAAAAUGCAGCAAAGCAUCUUCUUGUUCUAGAGCCUGAUAAGGAUGCUGUAUAUGUACUCCUAUACAAUGUAUAUGCGAGUACGGGAAGAUGGGCCAAUGCCGCCCAGAUCAGGGGCAUGAUGGAAGAGAAGGGGAUAAAAAAGAUAGCUGGGUGUAGUUCCAUUGUGGUGGAUGGGCAAAUACAUGAAUUCACUGCAGGCGAUAGAUCGCAUUCUCAAUUCGAGGAAAUCCAAAUGAUGAUCGGUGAAAUGGCAAAGCAACUGAAAUUAGUAGGGCAUGAGCCAGGCACAUCGGAAAUCUCACUGGAUAUUGAUGAGGAGGAAAAGGAAGAUGCUUUGUUUAAUCACAGUGAAAAGAUGGCUAUUGCUUUUGGGAUCAUGAGAUUAGGGGUCAAUCUGCCUAUUCAUGUACUUAAGAAUCUACGAGUGUGCAGAGAUUGUCACUCUGCAAUCAAGUUAAUUGCUAAGAUUUGGAAUAGAGAGAUUGUAGUUAGAGACCGGAGUCGGUUCCACCAUUUUAGAGAUGGGUGUUGUUCCUGCAAGGAUUUUUGGUGAAAUCUAACCGAAACAAUUCUUAAGAUUGCAAUA